Molecule: messenger RNA, 1179 nt
Organism: Adineta steineri
Lineage: Eukaryota; Metazoa; Rotifera; Eurotatoria; Adinetida; Adinetidae
Source: the annotation of a GenBank genome assembly
AUGGUUCGAUAUUUUCUUAAUCAUAGAUCUACUAUUAAAAUAAGCUCAAGCUAUUUACCAUUGUGCCCCUAUUCAUUCACAAUCAAUAGUAGUUAUAUAGUUUAUGAUGAUCCCUCGUAUUAUAUUCAUCAUUAUCCUGAAUUUAUAUGUCCACAAAAUUUUCGAAAUCUAGCUGAUUGGGUUUAUGGCUGGCCUGAAGAUAGAUUUAACGAAGAACUUGAAUGUCCUAUAAGCGAAAAAAAGAAGUUAACUGUACCAAAUCUUCCACAUGGUAGUAUUAUCUAUGUUAGAGUCUACAAUAUUUCAUCUUUUUUCUCAAAGAUAUAUCCAUAUUUAACGUAUACGUUUGUACUAAUCACUGGUGAAGGUGAUUAUUCAAUGCCAAGUCGAUUUCACCAUUAUCUCGAAGAACCUGAUUCAAAAAUUAUUCAUUGGUUCGGUCAAAAUGGAGAUAUUGAUGCAAAAAGAAGUGAACGCUUUACACAUAUACCAAUUGGUAUUAAUUGUUUUGAAAUGGCAGAAGGUAUUCGAGAUGUUCAUCGACAAUAUCCAAAACAUAUUCUUCCAUCUGUCCGCAAAAAUAAUCUUGAUGAACCAUGUCAUUACACACAACCACUUGAUGUUACACAAAGUGUGUUAACAAAUAAUAUUCAAUUAGACAAAAUAGUUCUUAUUAAUUUUUAUCCUAAUAAUGAUCCAACUGGUGUACGAAAAAAACUAUGGAAAGAUUUGUGUAAACAUAGACAAAGUUCAUUUGCUAUUUGUUAUGACAAGCCUCAUGGAGUGAAUAUUUCAAGCUUACCUACUAUUUAUAGACGAAAUCGGCAGUAUCCAUUAUGGUUAUCUCCUCGUGGUGGUGGACUUGAUUGUCAUCGAACAUGGGAAGCUUUGUAUCUUGAUAUUAUUCCUAUUGUUUGGCAUUCAACACUUGAUUCAUUAUAUACGAAUCUACCAAUUAUUAUUAUCAAGAAUUGGAGUGAAGUGAAUGAAGAAUUUCUUCGAAAUAAACUUCAUGAAAUAGCAAUGAAAAAAGCUCAACAACCAUCUGUAUAUCAAUAUGAAAAACUAAGAAAUGCUUAUUGGCGUGAGAUAAUAAUAAAAAAAUCUCGAUAUGCUUUGAAUAAAAAAGACAUACAAAGAAAUCGAUGUUGGCGAGCUAAAACUAUACGAUCGGAAUAA